Molecule: messenger RNA, 2034 nt
Organism: Lodderomyces parapsilosis
Lineage: Eukaryota; Fungi; Ascomycota; Pichiomycetes; Serinales; Debaryomycetaceae
Product: protein-transporting protein
Exons: 1
Coding region: 1-2034 (677 amino acids)
Biological process (GO): post-translational protein targeting to endoplasmic reticulum membrane; SRP-dependent cotranslational protein targeting to membrane
Cellular component (GO): Sec62/Sec63 complex
Molecular function (GO): transmembrane protein transporter activity; RNA binding
Source: RefSeq, a predicted model, not a curated record
AUGGCUUCGUCAGAGUACAAUUACGAUGAGGAAGGUGAAACCUGGCCAUUCUUUGUAUUGGCUUUGCUGACAUUUGUCUUGAUACCAUUGACGAUCAAGUAUGCAACUAGAUUGGCUUCUUCAGAUCCACAUAAAGUGAAUGCCUCAGUCGUGGGGGCAAUUACAGAAAAUGCAGAUACAAUCAAGGUCCCUAACUUAAAAAGUCUUGAUGAUUACAAAAGGAAGCAGAGGUCGCUGAAGAUCUUCAACAAGACCCUUUUGGUUUUGAUUAUUGGUUGGAGUGCAGUGCUUUUCAUUGGUAAGUACUUGACUAAAGAGACGGACAUGUCUGGCUUGUUUGAUCCUUACACGAUAUUAGAUGUUUCAUUUACCGCAAGUGAAAGGGAGAUCAAAAGUCACUACAGAAAGUUGUCUUUGAAAUACCAUCCAGACAAGUUGCCAAGAGAUCUCACAGAGGAAGCAAGAUUGAAAAUGGAACAGGAGUACAUUCGUUUGACUAGCGCUUAUAAGGCGUUAACCGAUGAAGCUACUAGGGAAAAUUUCAUUAAAUACGGUCAUCCAGAUGGUGAACAACCAACAACUCAUGGUAUUGCCCUUCCCAAGUUUCUUGUCGAGGGUAAAUAUUCAUCCUUGGUUGUGAUUUCAUAUUUUGCCCUUAUUGGUGUUUUAUUACCGUGGAUUGUUGGUAAAUGGUGGAACAAUGUUAAGAGCUAUACUAAACAGGGGUUACAUGUCAAGACUGCUGCUAGCAUUGUUCGUAAGCUUGCAGACAAAGAUCCAGCAAAAGUGAUCACUCCGGAUGUGAUUCUUGAUCACAUUUUGGAUAGUGAGGAUGUCAAUGUUUUGUUGCCCCACUUAUCAAUCAAGGAGCGAAAGGAAUUAGUAUAUAACCAUUUCAAUCGUGAAUUCACCGAUGAUGAGAAAAGAGAAAAGAACAAAACAGAAUUGGUUGCUAUUUUGCCACAUUUGAUUGAUGGACUUAUUGAUAUUGCAUUGUUUUUUAGAUUACAAGAGGCUAUAAUUGCUGCCGAAGAUUUGAAGAAGGCAGUUUUGCAAGCCGUCAGCCCAAAUGGCAAAUAUCAAGAGCUUUUACAAUUACCCUUUGUUGAUGAUGAGAUCAUCAAGAAACAACAAGUAAAGAAGUUGGGAAAACUUUUUGCGCUAGAGCCUGCUGAGGCUCAGAAGGCUUUGGGUAUUAAGGAUUAUGAUGAGUUCAAGAGGGCUAUGUCUGUAGCCGCACUGAUCCCCUCGCUUCGAAUCAUUGAAGCAGAGGUGAAAGUCCCAGGGGAGGAAACAGUAACCCCAAACUCUAGUGGACACAUUUCGGUCAAAUUUUUAGUAAAGUCCCCGAAAUUAAAGUCAUGUCCUGAGAUUGACGAAGACAGGUUGAAGGAUGAAGAAACUUUGGAAUAUAUGAAAAAUCCAUUUAGUGUGAAUGAUUUAGCACCAAAGUUACCAUUUGCAUUCACACCCUAUUUCCCACAACCAGUGCGUUGUAGUUGGACUUGUUAUAUCAUUGCUCAAAGAGAGAACAAGUUGGUCGAAAAUAGCAAAGCGUAUGCUUUGGAAAACAUUGAUCUUUCAAAUUUGAACUUGACUCAAGAGGAAUGGAUAAAUGGUGAGAAGGUGACUGUUGGCACCUUCAAAAUCCCACUACCUGCAGCACUGGGUAAUGUGGGGAAGUAUUAUUACAGAUUGAUCAUGAAGAAUAAUGCAUACUAUGGAUCAGACGUUGAUGUUCCAGUCGAUUUGGAAGUAGUCCCACCAUCUCAGGAAAAGAGUUUAGCGGGCGUCAAGAAGUUGAUGGAAAAGAAGAAAAAGAGUGAAAAUUUAGAUUCCGAUGAGGAAGAAGAGGAAGAGGAUUCAGAUAGUGAUAUUUCGGACCCAGAGGAGGAUAGUUUAGCAGGUGCCCUUGCAGCAUUGAGAGGAGAGGCAACGUCAAAGAAGUCUGACAAGAUUGAAGAAGUUGACGAUGAAGAGGAUGAGGAUGUAUUCACUGAUAUCAAUACCGAUACCGAAGACGAAGCGGAUUGA